Messenger RNA from Piliocolobus tephrosceles (Ugandan red Colobus), 835 nucleotides. RefSeq names its product cilia- and flagella-associated protein 74-like. Lineage: Eukaryota; Metazoa; Chordata; Mammalia; Primates; Cercopithecidae. The transcript is spliced from 7 exons. The annotation marks the transcript as partial. The record is from RefSeq and is a predicted model, not a curated record.
AGCUGGAGAGAUUAACCACAGCGAUACCUCCCAGCGAAGAGCAGACGGAGAUCACGCUGGGCGAGAUAACAGAGGGGAAAAUUGGCCCCUUCAGCUCCAUCAAGGUGCCCAUCAUCUUCACCCCGGUCGUCCCAGGAAACGUCCAAGCCAGGUUCAAGGUCAUGUUUAAGAACCCCCAGUGCCCAGCGCUGCAUUUCAGGGUCAUGGGCGUGGCCAUCGACGUGCCGGUCUGGGUGCCAAAGCCCAGCGUGGACCUGAAGAUCUGUAUGUACGACCGGCUGUACCAGGACUCCGUGCUUGUGCACACACGGUCGAAAGCUGCCCUGCGCCUGAAGUUCGAGGUGUGCAAGGAGCUGAGGGCCCACCUGGAGCUCCUGCCUGAGACAGGCUACAUCCAGGCACAGUCGUCCUACUCUGUGCAGCUCAAGUUCCUGCCGCGACACUCCCUCCCGGAGGAUGCGGGCAGGUAUUUUGACAAGGAGACCCGAGUCCUGGAGGCCCCGAUGACCAUAUGGGUGGCUGACCAGAACAAGCCAGUGGAAUUCACCGUGCAUGCCAUUGUCACCACCUCGGACCUGGAGCUCAGUCCCUCGGAGGUGGAUUUUGGCUACUGCACCAUCUACGAGGCCAUCAGGACAGAAAUCAGCCUCCACAACCACUCACUCCUGCCCCAGGAGUUUGGGUUCGUCAAGCUUCCCAAGUUUGUGGACGUGCAGCCCAACGAUGGGUUUGGGACCAUCCUGCCCCUGGAAACGCUGCAGUUCGAUGUGAUCUUCCAGCCCACCAAGGCCGAGGAAUACAGCUUCAAGCUGACCUGCAAGUCUGAGAUCAACCG